AUGCGUAAACUUGAUUGUAUCUUGGGGAAUUCUGCUUUUAUUUCUCGCUUUGGGGACGCCUCGGUUUUCUUUGAACCAAGGGGAAUCUCCGAUCAUUCUCCGGGUAUUCUUUCCUUUAAAGUUGGUAGAUGUAUUCGUCAGCGUGGUUUUAAAUUUGAUAAUUUUAUUACUUCUCAUGUGGAUUUCCUUAAAUCCGUAGAGGGGGUGUGGAUGAAACCUCAGAGAGGUUCUUAUAUGAAAAGAGUGAUUCGGAAAUUGCAAGAAAUGAARGGGGUUUGUCGUCGGCUCAGAAAUUCUUAUGGGUGUUUGGAUAAAAGGGUGGCUCAGUUAAAGACGGAGCUUGAUGUUGCUCAAUUGACUUGUGAUCUAGACCCGUUUAAUGAUUUGCUGAAAGAGGAUAUUGCUCACCUCUUACUAGCAUAUCAAAAGGCUAGAAAUGAUCAAGAGGAUAUGGUUCGACAAAAAGCUAAGAUCUCUUGGCUUAAUGAAGGUGAUGGAAACUCUAAGUUCUUCUUCCAUGCUAUGAAAGAGAAGCGUAAUAGGAGCCAUAUUGCUACUAUUAGGGAUUCCUUUGGUACUGUGUUUGAGCACCAGGAUGUCCMAAAAGCUUUUAUUAAUCACUUUGAARGAAUUYUGGGUACUUCUAAUAUGCUGGUUCCUCCCUCCAUGGUGGAUUGCUCGUUUGAUCACUCCCUUUCGUUAUCGGAAUCUUUGCACUUAAUCAGGCCGAUUUCGGAUUUGGAAAUAAAGGAUGCUCUGUUUGAUAUUGGGAAUGAUAAGGCGCCAGGACCAGAUGGGUUUUCGUCAAAAUUCUUUAAAGCGGCUUCGAGCGUGGUGGGUAAGGACGUUCUCAUUGGGAUCCAUAACUUUUUCUAUUCUGGCACUUUGGAAUAUCAGCUGAACCAUACCCUUCUUUGUCUCAUCCCGAAGGUUCCUAAUGCUUCAUGUGUUACUGAUUUUCGCCCGACGGAUAAAAGGCUCUUUGGAUGUUCUUAUUAG
Molecule: messenger RNA, 999 nt
Organism: Cynara cardunculus var. scolymus (artichoke)
Lineage: Eukaryota; Viridiplantae; Streptophyta; Magnoliopsida; Asterales; Asteraceae
Exons: 1
Coding region: 1-999 (332 amino acids)
Source: RefSeq, a predicted model, not a curated record